Molecule: messenger RNA, 951 nt
Organism: Hyla sarda
Lineage: Eukaryota; Metazoa; Chordata; Amphibia; Anura; Hylidae
Product: olfactory receptor 5V1-like
Exons: 1
Coding region: 1-951 (316 amino acids)
Biological process (GO): G protein-coupled receptor signaling pathway
Cellular component (GO): membrane
Molecular function (GO): G protein-coupled receptor activity; olfactory receptor activity
Source: RefSeq, a predicted model, not a curated record
AUGUUAGACAAAGACGUGGAGAAUGUUAACCAAACCUUGGUGAAAACCUUUCUUCUUCUUGGGCUUUCCAAUGUUUUUGAUCUUCAGAUUGUUUUCUUCUUGAUGUUUUCAGUGAUGUACAUGAUAACCUUAGCAGGAAAUGUCUUGCUGAUACUUGUGGUUAGACUUAACCCCAGGCUUCAGACGCCCAUGUACUUUUUCUUGAGUAAUCUAUCUUUGAUUGACAUUUGCUUUUCCUCAACUGUAGUCCCUAAAAUUUUAUUAAACACAAUAUCUCAGGACAGAAGUAUUUCCUUUGUGGGAUGUGCCGCACAGAUGUAUUUUCAUUUGGCUCUAGGUGGCACUGAAUGUCUUCUACUGGCAGUCAUGGCAUACGAUAGAUAUAUUGCUAUAUGUAACCCGUUACAUUACACAGCAGUCAUAGACGGGAGACUGUGCAUAGGUCUGGUCACUGGAUGCUGGAUUUUGAGCUUUGUGAACUCAUUUAUUCUUACAUUUUUAACCUUUCAACUUCCUUACUGCAAGUCCAAUCUCAUUAGUCAUUUUUUCUGUGAGAUGCCGCCACUCUUUCGACUUUCUUGCCGUGAUAUUUGGUUGAACGAGUUGGCAGAGUACAUCUCAGGUGCUAUAGUUGCACUUGGUUCUUUCAUGUUAAUUCUUUUGUCCUAUCUUUGCAUAACCAUAACCGUGUUAAAAAUUCGCACUAAUAAGGAACGCCAAAAGGUGUUCUCAACAUGUGCCUCCCAUGUGCUAGUAGUAUCUCUCUACUAUGGCACCAUCAUGUUUAUGCAUUUACAUCCUAGAGCUGCUUCUUCUUCCGAGCAGGAUAGAGUUGUGACCAUCCUCUACACAGUUGUGACUCCAAUGGUUAAUCCAAUUAUCUAUAGUAUAAGAAACAAGGAUAUCAAAAAAGCCAUCAGAAAAACAAUGAGUAAUGUAGUACAUCACUGA